AUGUCAGUUAUAGGAAAGCCAGUAUUAUAUUCAUAUUGGAGAAGUUCAUGCUCAUGGAGAGUAAGAAUAGCAUUAAAUUUAAAAGAAAUUCCCUAUGAUAUUAAGCCAGUAUCUCUUAUUAAAUCUGGUGGAGAACAGCACUCCAAUGAAUAUAGAGAAAUUAAUCCAAUGGAGCAAGUGCCAGCUCUGCAGAUUGAUGGCCACACUUUUGUAGAAUCAUUAAGUAUUAUGCAUUACCUUGAAGAAACAAGACCAGGUCGUCCGUUAAUGCCAGCUGAUGUUGCUAAACGUGCCAAAGUUCGAGAAAUAUGUGAAGUAAUUGCAUCCGGAAUACAACCUCUACAGAAUUUGAUUGUUCUUAUUUAUGUAGGAGAGGAAAAGAAAAAAGAAUGGGCUCAGCAUUGGAUCAAUAGGGGAUUUAGGGCUGUUGAAAAACUCCUUUCUGCCAGUGCUGGAAAAUAUUGUGUUGGAGAUGAAGUUACUCUUGCUGAUUGCUGUCUUGUUCCACAGGUCUUCAAUGCCAGGAGAUUUCAUGUUGAUUUGCGACCAUUUCCAAUAAUUCUUAGAAUUGACAGGGAAUUAGAAAAUCAUCCUGCAUUUCGUGCUGCUCAUCCUUCAAAUCAACCAGAUUGUCCUCCUGAAGCUACAAAAUAG
Molecule: messenger RNA, 654 nt
Organism: Pediculus humanus corporis (human body louse)
Lineage: Eukaryota; Metazoa; Arthropoda; Insecta; Psocodea; Pediculidae
Product: glutathione-S-transferase theta, GST, putative
Exons: 4
Coding region: 1-654 (217 amino acids)
Biological process (GO): L-phenylalanine catabolic process; glutathione metabolic process
Cellular component (GO): cytoplasm; mitochondrion
Molecular function (GO): maleylacetoacetate isomerase activity; glutathione transferase activity
Source: RefSeq, a predicted model, not a curated record